Onychostruthus taczanowskii (white-rumped snowfinch) is the source of this 927-nucleotide messenger RNA. RefSeq names its product cleft lip and palate transmembrane protein 1 homolog. The transcript has 7 exons. Gene Ontology annotation, cellular component: membrane; endomembrane system. NCBI's taxonomy places the organism in Eukaryota, Metazoa, Chordata, Aves, Passeriformes, Passeridae. The annotation marks the transcript as partial. The record is from RefSeq and is a predicted model, not a curated record.
AUGGGGCAAGGUCCGGGGUCAAAGUCGGGGACCGGGACCGGGAGCAGGGACGGGAAUGGGGAAAGGGACCGGGACCGGGGAUCAAGGACGGAGAAACGGGACUGGGAACGGCCCCAGGAGCGGGAACGGAACCGGGAGCGGGAACGGCCCCGGGAGAGGGAACGGAACCGGGAGCGGGAACGGAACCGGGAGCGGGGCUGGGAAGGUGCCGCAGGCCGGGACUGGUGUCCAGCUGUAAGGAGCCGGUCCCGGUCCCGGUGCCGCAGGGGCCCAGCAGUAACGGCACUGCCGGUACCGGGAAGGGGUCGGGAUCGGUACCGGGUCGGUAUUGGACCGGUGUCAGUGCCCGGGAAGGGAUCGGUGGGAUUUGGGAUUGAAGGGGUUAAAGGAGUCCUGUUCAGGAUUUUCAUCAUCUGGGCCAUCUCCAGCUGGUUCCGGAGAGCGCCGGCGCCGCAGGAGCCCAGCGCGAGCGGCGGCAGCGCCCGCAGCCCCAGCAGGAACCUCUUCCCCAAGGACACCCUGAUGGAUCUCUACGUUUACAUCUCGGAGCACGAGCACUUUACGGAUUUCAACGUCAGCUCCGCCCUUUUCUGGGAAAAACGGGAUUUGGUUUACGGCGACUGGACCAGCGGCGAGAACUCCGACGGCUGCUACGAGCACUUCGGGGAGGUGGACAUCUCCCAGAGCGUGCAGCGGAACGGCUCCAUCUACGUCCACGUCUACUUCACCAAGAGCGGCUUCCACCCCGACCCGCGGCAGAAGAGCCUCUACCGGCGCCUGGCCACCGUGCACACCUCCAGGAUGAUCAACAAAUACAAACGGCGGCGAUUCCAGAAAACCAAAAACCUCCUGACGGGCGAGACCGAGGCCGACCCCGAGAUGAUCAAGGUGGGAAUCCCCAAAUUUGGGGAAUUUGGGGGAUUUUGG